AUGCUAUAAAACUGGGAAACUCGCUUCGGAUACUAGCAGUCAGUCUGUUGGGUGGGCUAUAAAGCGCACUGCCUACCGAGGACUGCUCACACCCCGUCGAAAUAAUGGUAAACAAAACAGAUGACUACUUUUAUCCUGGUCCCCAUAUUGAACACCUUAGAUCUAGUGCUGAAGAAGAGAUGCUUGGCGCAGGUCUAACUGGAGAGGACUUAGCCGCAGUCCCAGAACAUUGGCUCUCGUUUCCCGCACCCCCGGCCAGUGCGCACACUGCUCUCGCAUUACUGUACAUUUUCUUCACUGCAGCAGCACUGCUUGGAAACGGCCUCGUAAUCUUCAUAUUUUCAACGACGAAGAGUCUUCGAACAUCAAGCAAUCUUCUGAUCCUACAGCUAGCUAUACUGGACUUUAUAAUGAUGGCCAAGGCACCUAUAUUUAUCUACAAUAGCGCUAUGCGAGGUUUUGCUACCGGCGUAAUUGGAUGCCAAAUAUUUGCUGUUAUGGGUGCUUAUAGUGGCAUUGGUGCAGGAAUGACCAACGCUUGCAUAGCAUAUGACAGGCAUUCAACUAUAACACGACCCCUUGAUGGGCGGCUAUCACGUGGUAAAGCACUAUUGAUGAUAGCAAUAGUGUGGAUUUACGCUACGCCAUGGGCAUUAUUGCCGUUGUUCAAAAUUUGGGGAAGAUAUGUGCCCGAGGGAUACCUAACUUCCUGUAGCUUCGAUUAUUUGACGAACACUUUUGACACGAAACUAUUUGUGGCGUGCAUUUUCACUUGCAGUUAUGUUUUUCCUAUGUCCAUGAUUAUAUAUUUCUACAGUGGCAUUGUGAAGCAAGUAUUUGCACAUGAAGCAGCAUUAAGGGAGCAAGCUAAGAAGAUGAAUGUGGAAUCUCUCAGAGCAAACCAGAAUACUGGUGCUCAAUCAGCAGAAAUACGCAUAGCGAAAGCUGCGCUUACAGUAUGUUUUCUGUUCGUGGCAUCGUGGACGCCGUACGGUGUGAUGGCGCUUAUAGGGGCAUUUGGAAAUCAACAACUCCUCACACCUGGGGUUACAAUGAUUCCAGCUGUAGCAUGUAAAGCAGUAGCAUGUAUCGAUCCUUGGGUGUAUGCAAUAAGUCAUCCAAAAUAUAGACAAGAACUUCAACGGCGCAUGCCAUGGCUUCAAAUCGAUGAACCUGACGACACUGUCUCGACUGCAACGGCAAAUACUGUCAACAGUGCUCCAUCCGCUCCAACAGCCUAAACCGUAUAUAAGAAAGAAAAUACUGAAAAUACAAUAGCUAGGGAUUUUUCCUCAAAGCGGUAGACAUUUCAUUAAUCAGCUAUUGCUACAGACGCCGCUAUCAGUAAAAAUGGCAUUAGUAGAAAUGUAUUAACUGUCAAGAAAGGCAAGAAGUAAUAUAUGGUGUAUUUAAUGGAGUACCAAUCUUUGCUCCUUGUCCUGACUAUAUAAGUACACUGACUUAUAAUAAAAACAUACAAGUAAAUUUUGUAAGAGCAAGAAAUUUAUAACUAAUUAAGAUGUGAUAAUAUAACAAAACAAUGUUAUAUUCUUAUACGUUGCUAGCGGAAACGACGGUACCAAAUUACAACCAACGAGCUCAAAUGAGGUUCAUAUUUUAGGUAAUUUACAUAUCAACAUAGUUACUUUAGUUAAUAUCGAAUAAUACAGAUAUUUUAACAACGUCAACGGCAUUGCUAAUGGACUUUGAGUAAUAUAAGUAUUUUUAUGUAAUAUCAUAUUUUGCAU
Molecule: messenger RNA, 1748 nt
Organism: Galleria mellonella (greater wax moth)
Lineage: Eukaryota; Metazoa; Arthropoda; Insecta; Lepidoptera; Pyralidae
Product: opsin-2
Exons: 8
Coding region: 105-1241 (378 amino acids)
Biological process (GO): visual perception; G protein-coupled receptor signaling pathway
Cellular component (GO): membrane
Molecular function (GO): G protein-coupled receptor activity
Source: RefSeq, a predicted model, not a curated record